Messenger RNA from Baudoinia panamericana UAMH 10762, 1443 nucleotides. RefSeq lists its product as uncharacterized. Gene Ontology annotation, biological process: peptidyl-hypusine biosynthetic process. The coding region runs from base 82 to 1143 and encodes 353 amino acids. NCBI's taxonomy places the organism in Eukaryota, Fungi, Ascomycota, Dothideomycetes, Mycosphaerellales, Teratosphaeriaceae. Gene Ontology annotation, molecular function: deoxyhypusine synthase activity. The transcript has 2 exons. The record is from RefSeq and is a predicted model, not a curated record. Gene Ontology annotation, cellular component: cytoplasm.
AUUGACAACUUGCGUCCACGGUUUGUACUGUAUUCCUCAUAACAAUAUAGAUCCUUUUCAUACCAAUAGAAGGACGGUGACAUGGUGAAGGAUGACGCGCCCAACGGCGCAUCGCAGGCUGUGCUUAAACCUUCUGAUCCUGUCCCUCAUGGUGCGGUACCGGUCACAGGGCUGGACUUUGAUGCACCCCAAAAUCAAGCAGAGCUAAAAGUCACUACUCUCGUAGAAGGCAUGGCGAAAAUCGGAUUCCAAGCAACGUCAGUCGGCCAAGCAGUCAACAUUAUUAACAAUAUGCGUUCUUGGCGGGAUCCAGAAACCGCGGAGAGAACAACAAUCUUUCUCGGAUACACCUCGAAUCUUAUAUCAUCCGGCCUCAGGGAGACAUUACGCUGGCUGGUUCAACACAAGCACGUCUCCGCGAUCGUGACCACUGCAGGUGGCGUUGAAGAAGACUUUAUCAAGUGUCUAGCUCCUACAUACCUCGGAACCUUCACCGCAGACGGAGCGACUCUGAGGAAGCAAGGCUUGAAUCGCAUCGGCAACUUGUUAGUCCCAAACAACAACUAUUGCGCCUUCGAAGAUUGGGUCAUGCCAAUUCUGGACACCAUGCUCGAGGAACAAGAGGGUGCAAAAGGCACUGACAGUGAAGUCUGUUGGACGCCCAGCAAAGUCAUCGCUCGUCUCGGUAAGGAGAUCAAUGACGAGCGGUCGGUAUAUUACUGGGCCUACAAGAACGAUAUCCCCGUUUUCUGUCCCGCGUUGACCGACGGCAGCUUAGGUGACAUGUUGUACUUCCACACCUACAAGUCAUCUCCUGCCAUGCUUCGGAUCGAUAUUGUUGAGGAUGUUCGUCGGAUCAAUACGCUGGCAGUGAGAGCCAAGAGCUCCGGUAUGAUCAUCCUUGGUGGCGGCAUCGUGAAGCACCACAUUGCAAAUGCAAAUCUAAUGCGCAACGGCGCCGAGAGCGCGGUAUAUAUCAAUACCGCGAAUGAAUUCGACGGAUCUGAUGCAGGAGCGAGACCGGACGAGGCGGUGAGCUGGGGAAAGAUCAAGCCAGAUGGCCAGAGCGUGAAGGUCUACGCCGACGCCACGAUCGUCUGGCCACUCAUUAUGGCAGCGACAUUCGCAACGGCCAAAGAUUAAGCCACAGAAGAUGGAUCCUUCCAAUGUGGUCUUGCCGGACUGGUGAAACGUCAAGCCUUAGGCAUGGCUGUAUCGCGUCUAGAGACCCUGCGCCGUUUUUAGCAUGAGGAUCUCCGCUUAAGGUUCGCACUAGCGCAACCUCCACCAUCAGUCAUGCAACUCUCUCGCAGCAUGCAGCCUACGCUUCACUGUGUGCCGACGGCGUCCUUCAUAUGCGAGAUCUCUGCAUCAACCAGCUUGAAUCUGCAUACGUUUCUCCGCAAAGUGAUAGUCUAUGAGCCGCACAGUGCGGAGCAAACU